AUGCCUGAUUUGAUUAUAUAUUUUUUCAGAAAAUUUGUCAAUUUUAACAGAACAAUGAAUUUCAACAUACUUAACUCCACAUUGUUGAGCAGUAUUUUACCUGAUACGUUUGUAGUAACUUCUUCUCAAACCAAUCGUUUACCGAGACAAGUGCGACAAGAUUCUAAUAAAAGUAAUAAUGAAGAUACUGAAUAUAAGCGAUAUAUAAAAGUAAUAUUGGAUUUGAAACCUGAUAACUAUGAAGAUAUGUAUGAUUAUUAUGAUGAUGGAAAAUAUAAUAACAAUCGAGAGAAAAAAAUCAAUAGUUUAAUUAACGAAUUAAAUUUAUAUAGGGAAAUAGAACAAAAUUCUAAACCAAUAACAAUGAAUUUAAAUGAAUCACAGGAAAGAAAAAGAUGUACUAAGAAAAUAUCACAAAAUUUAGGUUCUAUAAAUCAUCAGCAAUCUCAAAAACUUCGCUUAACUAAUAUUGAGGACGGAAUAGAACCAACACUUAGGUGUACAGAUUGUGAACUUUUAAAAUCAAAUAUAAAUUCAAGAGAACCCAAAAAUAAUUAUAAUAGUAAUUUACAAUUAGAAAAAAUGGAUGAUGAUUACUUUAUAAAAGUUUUAAAUCAAUUAAUUGAUAAAAUAAAUAAGCCAAAAAAUGUAAAAUCCAAUUUAUUUGAAAACCUACCAAUACAGACAAGUACAGAAAAAAUUAUAUUAGACAAUAGUUCAUUUAUAAAUCAAAAUACAAAUGGUUCAUCUGAAGAAGAAAUGAUAGUUAAAUUUGAAAAAAUAAAAGGAAAUCGAAUAGUAAAUAAACUCAAAUCUAGCCCCGAAAAUAUUUUUAUAAAUGGUAAUUGGGUAAGAAAUAAAAUAAUAGAAAAUAAAGUUAGUGAUAGUAAACCAUUAAUAAAUGAUCGCAGGAAUGAGUUAAAUGAUAAAAAUGAAUCAAUUUCAAACAAUGACAUGAAACAAUUAAAUUUAAAAGAUUCCAAAAACCAAGUUAUUGAGUCUAAUGAAAAUAUUUCUAAUAAAUUUAAGGAUUUAUCAGUAGGUCCAGAAGAAAAUAAAUACAUUUCAACAUCACCACUUACGGAAGAAAAUAAACAUAUUUUAUUCUCUAGAGCGACUAUUAUGCCUUUUGUUGUAUCAUCUACAUCAAAAUAUAAAUCUGAUUCUAGUAUACCUGAUGAUAGUUAUAAAUUAAAAAUUACAACUAAUGAGUAUACAGACCAAUUUAAUAAGGAAGAAAAUGUUUCGAGUCACGAAGAAAAUAAUCAAAGUCAAUAUGAACCAACAAUUAAUAAUUCUUCAACAACAGUGUCAAUAUUUGAAUCAAAUGAAGAACUAACAUCAGAUUUAAAUGAAGCAUCAAAAAUAAAGAACCCAGGAACCGUAGAGUCUAAUGAUAAUAUUCCAAAAACGAAUUUUUCGAACGAAGAAACAAUUGUAGAAAAUUCAAAUUUAGACGAAAAAGAAAAUAAAUCACUGGAUGAUAAUAUGAAUUGUUCAUGCAACAAAAAAAUAAUCAAGAAUAUUUUAAGUUCUACAAUGGUGACAAAUAUCACUGAAAUAAAAACUGAUCGGAUUACAUCACCUAACAAUUUAAAAAUGAAUAGUCAUAAACGUUCAAAUCAAUUACUAAAAAAAAAUAGCGAAAAAAAUAAGGCUAAAAAUAUUAAAAAUGAAGAAAAUUUAAUAAAAAAUAAAAAUGAUAUGAGUUCUGAUUUUUUAGGGAAGAAACAAGUACCCUAUGAAAGUAGAAGUAAUAAUAAUUUUAAAGAAACAAAUGUAAACAUGUUACAAGGAUCAAUAUUAAAUAUUGAUGGUGAUAAGUCUCAAAGUACAAAUGAUAAUAAAAAAAAUAGAAAUAUGGAAAUUGAUUUAAAAAAUUCUUCAUUUAAAUCUAUAAUUCCGGAAUUAAAACUAAAGGGUCAAAGAAAAAGAAAUAACGAUGAAAAUACUCACAAGGUAGAAGAAAUUAAUAAUAAAAGAAUGCCUUUAACCUCUAAAACAUUACCGCAGAAGAAUACGAUGCAAUUUAUAUCAAAAAUAAAACGUUUACCACAAAAUGAUGGCACUUUAGUAAGAAAUAAUAACAAAGAAAAUAAUAGUAUUGAUAAAAUUACACAUAAUAAUAACAUUUUUAAAAAGAGUUCUGGUCAAAUGUUAAAUAAAAUUAUUAGUCAAACUCCACUUCAAACUAUAUCAAGUAAACAAAUCGAAAAUAUUACAAAGUCUCCAAAAAAACUCAUUGAAAAAAUUAAACAUAAUAUUCCAAUAAAUUCGAAAAUACAUACAGUAAGUAAUUUUGGUGAUUAUAAUAAAACUUAUUAUACUACUUCAGCUAGAAAAAUAUUUACUCAUCCCAAGAUUUUUUCACAGGCACCGUUAAAAAUUACCAACAAGUAUUCACCUCAGUCAACACCAAGAAAUCUGGAAAAACUAAUAACAAAUGAUGACCUUAAUGCAACAAAAAAUAGUCCAAGAAAAUUUGUUACAGAAUCGGAUAAAAAUACUUCAUACAAUCCAAAUAAUCGUAUUUUUAAAAAUCUCAAAGAAAAUAAUAAUAAAAAUAUAAUGUCUCAAAAAAAUAGUAUGAAUGCUAAUAAUUUAGACCCUAUUCAAUUAAAAAGACCACCGAGCUUAGUCAAAACUAUUGAAAGUACUAAAAUUCAAAUGACACCCAAAAAUAAAAUUAUAGAUAUUUAUCCAAUAAAAAUACCUACAUAUGUUAAAAGUAAUGAUACAAGUUCAAUUAUAAAUAAACAUAUUUUAAAAUCAAAAAUAUCCAAACCGAAUCUAUCGAUUCAAAGUCCAAAAACAUUCAGUUCUUCAGUCACAACAGAGCAGAUGAAAAAUAACGAAAAUAUUCCACUAUUAAAAUUAAAUAAAAUAUUAAAUAACGCAAAAACAAAACCAAGUUCAGAACCAUUAUUUUUAGAAAAAAUAGAUAGAACCAGAUACAAUCUAUCCAACAAACCACUUACUUUAACUUUAAAAAAUAAAAACAUUCUUAACGACCAAUCUCCUGCAGAGCAGGUUUUUAUUAAAAAAACUGAUACAAAACAAAAUUUAAAAUUAAAGUAUGAAGAUGAUGAUUCAAAUGCUGCAUUGAAAUCUUAUUCUCCAAAACAAUCUCAAUUAGGAGACCAGUACGAUCAUGAACAUGCACCAUAUACAAAUGAGGAUCUAGAGCCAAUUUUAUUUGAUGAAUUAAUGAAAAAAGCUAACACGUCAAAUAAAAACUCUCAAUUUCUUACACAUUCUCCAAACAGCGGACAAUUUUUAAAUGGAAAUCAAAGAUAUCAAGAAUUAGACGUAAAAUUAUUGCAAUCAGUGCCAAUAAACCAAUUAAAAUAUGACAAAAACUAUGAUACCCAGAGAAAAAAUAAAUUUGAAGUUAAUGACAAAAAACAUAAAAAUCCACCAGAUUUGAAUGAAUCAAACAAUUUUUCUAUUAAUACCGUUUCGUUAGACAAUGAUGAAAGUAGUCCCAAUAACGAAUAUUUAAAUCCGAAUAGAUUUGGAGUACUUUCGCAAGUGAAAAUAGCCGAUGGCGUGUUUAAGAUACCUUUAGUAAGUCAAACAAGUGUUGAUAAUAACGGUUCCGAGUAUGUGUCCGAAAUUUUCAUACCAAUUGAAAAACCCGAUGGCAAGCACUCAGCUAUAUCUCUUACAAAGUUAUUAACUGGUGAUUUUAAAUUAUUAAAUGAGCUCGGGGUAGAACGUCUUUCAGUUAUAAAGUCUAAAUCUGAAAUGGAUUCAACAUUGAGUUCAACGCGCACUUCAACGGACUGUGAGAGUAAAGAUCUGGUUAAUCCGAAUCCGUUGAAGAUUCUACAAGCGAAACAGGAAGACGAAAAAUCUGUACCCAUACAUAUAAUUCAAAUAAUUAACAAUGGUCAGUGUUCUUACAAGCAUAAUGGUACUGAUACUAUUAAAAAAUGUGAACAUGACGACGAUGAACAUAAAUUUCAUAAAUUCCAAAAUGAAGGUAGAAGAUUAUCAUCUGUAAAAUCUCAAAAUACGCCUAAUAAUAAUAAACAGAUACAACGAAAAAUUGAAAAAGCAUACAAUCAUUUCGAUUCGGAAAUUCUAGAUAGGUUUUUACAAGUAUACUCUCCACACAAAACUUAAUACAUGGAAAUUGUUAUAAUAUAAAAAAUUAUAAAUUAUACAGAUCAGGAAAAAUAAAAUUACAAUAUGUACUGAUUGCUUGAUUUUAUGAAUAAUAUAAUCAUCUACCUAUCACUUAAAAAUAUGUAUAUGACCACUGCA
Aphis gossypii (cotton aphid) is the source of this 4269-nucleotide messenger RNA. Its product is annotated as metacaspase-2-like. Lineage: Eukaryota; Metazoa; Arthropoda; Insecta; Hemiptera; Aphididae. The transcript has 2 exons. Bases 1 to 4128 code for a protein of 1375 amino acids. The record is from RefSeq and is a predicted model, not a curated record.